AUGCCCAAGUGCCCUAGCUGUGGAAAGGAAGUCUAUUUUGACAACUCCCCGUUCCUUAAUUUAGCCGAACGAGUUACUUCUCUUGGAAAGGAUUGGCAUCGUCCUUGUUUGAAAUGCGCCGAAUGUAACAAAACCCUUUCUGCUGGCCAGCAUUCUGAGCACGAUGGAAAACCCUACUGCAAUGUACCUUGCUACCAAAAGCUCUUUGGUCCAACAAUCACUCAUUGGAAUGGCACAAAUAAAACACAAGCGAUUUUGAUUGAUGGUGAUGAUGAUGAUGAUAAUAAUUGGUUCUUAAAGAACAAUAUAAAUACUCGGCUGUGCAUUGGUGGGGCCUCUUCUCCUGUUAAUUAA
Rodentolepis nana is the source of this 354-nucleotide messenger RNA. The record is from the annotation of a GenBank genome assembly. NCBI's taxonomy places the organism in Eukaryota, Metazoa, Platyhelminthes, Cestoda, Cyclophyllidea, Hymenolepididae.